Molecule: messenger RNA, 962 nt
Organism: Musa acuminata subsp. malaccensis (wild Malaysian banana)
Lineage: Eukaryota; Viridiplantae; Streptophyta; Magnoliopsida; Zingiberales; Musaceae
Source: RefSeq, a predicted model, not a curated record
GUGCUGCUGUCUCAAGCUCAAAAAGAGGGUGAGGAGCAUCAACCUUUUCCAGUGCAGUUCAGAUUUAUGUUCCAAUCAUAAGGUCCAUCUUCUCUCCCUCAUUCUAAGGAGCCCUGCCAAAGCAAAAGCAUCCUGCAAUAAAGAAAAAGGAAGAAGAAAGGAAAGGACCACAUUGCCACUUCCACAUCUGCUAACUAGUCCUCCGCAAUUUGCUCCACUCUGUUCCCGGAAUCAAACUCGAGAGCUCCUCAUCCUCCCAACUCCCCCAUGAUUCUCUACUCAUUGUUGAUGCAAGAGAAGAACAACCCACAAAAAAGAAAACCAUGGUAUGGAAGAGUGAUGGAGGCCAAAAUUCUAUGGAAGCAUGUGACGAAUCCUCCAGCAGCGAAGUCUACCGGAAUCCCAGCCAAGUCCAACAAGCAGAAUCUAAGGAAAUCCACCUCCCAAAAGGUAGCCUCUUCCUUCACUCGGGUCUGCCUCUGCGCUCCCAUCUCCUCCUACAACGAGGUGUUCCGAGCAGAAGUCCCGCCGCGAAGAAGCUACAGUUGUACGAGGUCGAAAUCCGUCGUGGCGUCGUCGGAAAGGACCGUAAGCACGAGGACUUCUGCCGAGGGACGAAGAGUGUUCCGGGGGAAGUCACUGACGGAUGACGUGCUGAUGAGAAGGUUUGUGGUGGAAGAGGAGGCGAUGACGCAGCAGAGGAGGAGGAACCAGAUGGAGUUCGUCAGGAAGAGGAAUGCCAUGAGAAGGAAAAAGAUUGGGCCGAGUCCUCUCAGUAGGAUGGCAAUGGCCGAGGAAGAAGAGUAGUGAUGGUUCUCAACCGUGUUGUUACACUCCUUCCUAUCGGUCCUCACAAACAUGAGAGGUCUUUUUUGUUUUGGUUUUGGUUUUGGCUACUCUUUCUCUCUCUGUGAUAGGCAUCAAUUGGUAGGCAUUCGCUGAACUCGAGGUUGAGUUCUUUC